Messenger RNA from Lactuca saligna, 1303 nucleotides. Lineage: Eukaryota; Viridiplantae; Streptophyta; Magnoliopsida; Asterales; Asteraceae. The record is from the annotation of a GenBank genome assembly.
GGUUGCAUUGUAAGAUGGAAAAAUAUUGUGUGUUUUUUACAAUCAUAAAACAACCUAAUCAAACCAAACAACACAAAUAAUUUAUAAGGUCAUCGAAUACAGUUAUUCAAAGACCUAACAAAACAUGUUUUCACCUAGAGAAAAUUGAUUUGUAGUUUGUGAAUCCUUAACUCGAUGAAAAUUUAUCGUUUUGUUAUAGUGGGCCGUGGCCCAACGUAUUCCGGCCCAGAACCGAGUUCUUAUUUUCUAGUCUCGAAAAGUCGAUAUGUUGUCGGUUGUCCCCAGAUGGACCUUUGUGCUGUAGCUUCAGUUUUCGUGUGAACACAGACCAGACUUGAAACUCCCACUCAAUCCAAUUUUCCCGCCACUGCGCCCAAAUUCACACGAAUCCUUUGCCACAUCUCAUCGUUCCCAUCGGAGUCUUGCAAAUCCACUGGAUCUACACCGCAAACAACCCUAGAUCUGUUGAAGUUUAUCUGGAAGACAUGUCCGGCCAAUCCGACCCUCGAGGUUCAACAUUUUCAGCCGCUGAGUUGGAGUUUUUAGCGGAGGAUGAAACAAUAGAGAUUGUUCCGAACUUAAGAAUGGAGCGCCUCAGUUUGAUCUGCGGUGAUUUUGGACCAUUUCGGCCCCAAAUAGCUACUCAAGUUCCAAUUUGGUUAGCUGUCGCUUUGAAGAAGCGAGGAAAGUGCACAAUUCGACCUCCAGAUUGGAUGUCUGUUGAAAAGUUGACUCAAGUAUUGGAAGCAGAGCGUGACUCAGCAAGUUCUUUUGAAGCACUCCCAUUUCAUUAUGUUGAGAUCUCAAGGCUUCUUUUUGAUGAUGCACGUGAUGACAUUCCUGAUGUAUAUAUGGUAAGAUCUCUAAUUGAAGACAUAAAAGAUGUAAGGUUUCACAAAAUAGGCACUGGUUUAGAGAAGCUCUCAUCUCGAACAUAUGCUAUGAAGUUGAAUUUAUCUGCAAUGGAAGUAAAUGUAAUAAGACCAUUUGUAACUGGAGGGCUUGAGACAUUUUACAAACUUGGGAAUCCGGACUUGAUCCAAGAAUCAUCAGAUAGACCCGAACACAGACGACCCCAACCAGCUGAUCGUGGACCAAGGCGUGAAUUGAGACGAUAAACACCUUCUUCAGCAUCUUGAAAAGUCCUUUUGGAUUUAUGGAUUGAGAAACUUAACUUAUGUUUGACUAUUUUCAUAUAUAUCUCGAAAUUAUUUAUAUGAGUGAAAUUACUAUUUUACCCUUGCUUAAUUGUGCUGAAACAAAGAAUCUUCUUCAAUUACUUUGUUAUGUUACUAAUCUUCCA